CACAAAAUGGUUUUGGUUUUUCUGAUAUGUAUCUGGUAGUUUCCGUCCUCUAAUAUUUUGCAUCUUGAUAUCUAUACCUCUUCCCGUCAAACCACAUAUCACGCCAACCAUGGUCACCGCCACAGCAACCGGCGCGGCCGCCACCUCCACAGCUUGCGGAACCUCCUAUCAAUACGAACUCCCGGUCCACGAUGCCGCCUGCGGUGUGCCCAACCAAGCCAACUACUCGACCAUCUUCGACUCGUGCGCGCUGCCGGCUGGGGUGCGGCCCUACAACAACGACUGCGCGCUAUACGCUCUUGCCGUGGAACAAUCCGUGCAGGAUCUGACUGAUUGUCUGUACAAGGGCGGAGUCGCCUGGGCGGAUGUCUGGUGCACUGGCGAUGUCAAUUCUACGGCCACUGCCACUUCCUUCCCCACGCCAACAAAAGCAAUAUCGACUUCGACAUCCAAGACCACUGAGGACACGAAAUUCUCGACCACAAAGUCAGGGACUGCUGCGACGGCGUCGGCAACGGGAGGGGCGCGUGCUGUCACCAUUACCACAAAGUCUGCGGUGGGAUUAGUGGGUAUUGUGGUGAUGGCUAUUCUGUGUUAGGGUUUGGUUGCGGACAGGGAGACGCAAAAGGGGGGUGGUGUAUGUUAAAUUCAUAGAAACCCGCAAGUUGCAAUGUCCGAAUGCCUUCGAUUGUGGGGCGC
Molecule: messenger RNA, 699 nt
Organism: Aspergillus aculeatus ATCC 16872
Lineage: Eukaryota; Fungi; Ascomycota; Eurotiomycetes; Eurotiales; Aspergillaceae
Exons: 1
Coding region: 110-598 (162 amino acids)
Source: RefSeq, a predicted model, not a curated record